This is a messenger RNA of Dryobates pubescens (Downy woodpecker), 2892 nucleotides long. RefSeq names its product transmembrane and coiled-coil domain family 1 (gene TMCC1). The transcript has 4 exons. The coding region runs from base 395 to 2326 and encodes 643 amino acids. The record is from RefSeq and is a predicted model, not a curated record. Gene Ontology annotation, biological process: membrane fission; endosomal transport; endosome membrane tubulation. Gene Ontology annotation, cellular component: endomembrane system. NCBI's taxonomy places the organism in Eukaryota, Metazoa, Chordata, Aves, Piciformes, Picidae.
UUUACCCUCCUUGCUGUCCUGUACCCUUUGUGCUGGGCUUCUCCCCCUAGGCCAUGGAUGACUUGUCCCAUACAAGCUUUGGCUUCUGCAUAGGGCCUAGAUGCAACUAAUCCCACUGGAGGGGUGCUUGGAGAAGCGUAGGGUUUGUGUUGGUAAUGGCAUGUUUUGUGCAUUGGAUUUUUAACCCUCUCCUGCCUGCAUGGAUGUGUAACACUGACUCUUUUGUUUAACAUUAGAUAAGCAUGAGGUCACCGUGGCACAGCUGCAUGUGUAGUCACUCUUGAAGCAGUUGCACACCUAGCUGGCUGACAAUCUUGGCAUUUGAAAGGCGAGCCUUCUAAAGACAGGGAGUGUUUCUGCAUGAGCAGUCACACAGCCCUGCCGGGUGUCACCAAUGGAGCCCUCUGGCACCGAACAGUUGUGUGAUGACCCUGAUCCUGGAGGCAGAUCCCAAGAUCAAGAGACCAAAAAGCAACACGAGUCUGAGCAAAAAUUGUCCAAAAUAACCCACAAUGCUUUGGAGAACAUUAAUGUGAUUGGCCAAGGCUUGAAGCACCUUUUCCAGCACCAGCGCCGGAGGUCGUCCGUCUCUCCGCACGAUGUUCAGCAAGCGCAGGCUGAGCUGGAGCCCGAGGUGGAGCUGGAAAGCCAGGGCGUCUGUGCUGACAUUGAUGGUGUCUCCACCCACCCCACAGCUCUGAACCGGGUGCUGCAGCAGAUCAGAGUGCCACCCAAAAUGAAGAGGGGCACGAGCCUGCACAGCAGGCGGGGCAAGGCAGAGGCCCCGAAGGGCAGCCCGCAGAUCAACAGGAGGUCCGCCCAGGAGAUCCAGGUGGGGCGGCCCAGGUCCUCAUCCACUACUGAUGCUCCCACAAACCUGUCUGUGAUGGAGAUUGCUGCUUCUGUCUAUGUAGGUGGAGAGGAGGCCACGGCAGCAGCAAUCGAGCGAUUGGAAGUCAGCAGCCUAGCGCAGACGUCCAGCGCAGUGGCCUCAAGCACUGAUGGUAGCAUCAAUGCAGACUCUGUUGAUGGGACCCCCGACCCUCAGCGUACAAAAGUGGCUAUCACACACUUGCAGCAGAAGAUCCUGAAGCUGACCGAGCAGAUCAAGAUCGAGCAAACAGCCCGCGAUGACAACGUGGCGGAAUACCUGAAACUGGCCAACAAUGCAGACAAGCAGCAGACUGCCCGCAUCAAGCAGGUGUUUGAGAAGAAGAACCAAAAGUCAGCCCAGACCAUCUUGCAGCUGCAGAAGAAGCUGGAACAUUACCAUCGGAAGCUGCGAGAGAUUGAACAGAACGGGAUCCCUCGGCAGACAAAGGAUGUCUUCAGGGACAUGCACCAGGGCUUGAAGGAUGUUGGAGCAAAAGUCACAGGCUUUAGCGAGGGAGUCGUAGACAGCGUGAAAGGCGGGCUGUCCAGUUUCUCCCAAGCCACACAUUCAGCAGCAGGCGCUGUGGUUUCCAAACCCCGGGAGAUUGCCUCCCUCAUAAGGAACAAGUUUGGGAGUGCAGACAACAUUGCUAAUCUGAAAGACUCCUUGGAAGAAGGCCAGGAAGAUGGGGCCGGAGGCAAGGCUCUAGGCGUUAUUCAGAACUUUCAGUCGAGCCCAAAGUAUGGCAGUGAAGAGGAUUGCUCCAGUGCCACAUCGGGCUCCGUGGGAGCCAACAGCACUACAGGAGGCCCUGUGGGAGCUUCCAGCUCCAAAACAAACACUCUGGAUAUGCAGAGCUCAGGGUUUGAUGCAAUACUGCAUGAAAUUCAAGAAAUCCGAGAGACACAGGCAAGGUUGGAAGAGUCGUUUGAGGACCUCAAGGUUCGCUACCAGAGGGAUUACUCCCUGGUAAUGCAGACCCUGCAGGAGGAGCGCUACAGAUGUGAGAGACUGGAGGAGCAGCUGAACGACCUGACUGAGCUCCACCAGAACGAGAUCCUCAAUUUGAAACAGGAGCUGGCCAGCAUGGAGGAGAAGAUUGCCUACCAGUCCUACGAGCGAGCCCGGGACAUCCAGGAAGCCCUGGAGGCCUGCCAGACUCGCAUCUCCAAGAUGGAGCUGCAGCAGCAGCAGCAGCAGGUGGUGCAGCUGGAGGGGCUGGAGAACGCCACAGCCAGGAACCUGCUGGGGAAGUUCAUCAACAUCCUCCUGGCCGUCAUGGCUGUCCUCCUGGUCUUCGUCUCCACCGUGGCCAACUGCGUGGUGCCACUGAUGAAGACUCGCAACAGGACGUUCAGCACUUUAUUCCUGGUGGUUUUCAUUGCCUUUCUGUGGAAGCACUGGGACGCCCUCACCGGCUACUUGGAACGCUUUUUGUCCCCUCCCAGAUGAUGGUGGCAGGAGCUGGCCGUGCCGCCCGCCCGCCGGCGCGCCGGGCGAGAGCCUGGGCGGGCCGUGGCGGGAGCCAGUGGAUCUGUUUACAUUAGAGCAACGAUUUCUCUGCCAGAUGCAUUGCAAUAGUAUUUUUUAGAUUUUAUUCAAGAACUCUUUUUGGUGAGAAUCCUGGAUAAUUUUUAUGUAGCAUGGUUCUCUUUGGAUGCAAAUCUCGAGGUUCUUUGAAGCGUACAAAAGAAACAAACAACACACAGAGAUGUGGAGCACGCCAAGGGGCACUUCAGAUGUGGCUUCAGCUGCUGCGCUAGGGCCUGGCAGCAGGAGGAGAGCCUGGGGAGCUUACCGUGGGCCGGGCUCAGCCGGCGCUCAGCCUCCAGCAGCGGUACCGCAGCGACCCCGCAACACUAAACUCGUACUGUGAAGUCUGCUCACAUUCCAUGGCCGGCUGCAGGCGCUCGGAGUGCUUCCCUGCCUUCACAAGAGCCAGGCAGCAGUGUGUGGAUCUCCUGCCCAGCUCCACGUCCGGGCUGGCCGCGGGCGCUGGCCUGGCUGGCGGCAGCACU